This is a messenger RNA of Anopheles arabiensis, 2603 nucleotides long. RefSeq names its product solute carrier family 35 member G1. NCBI's taxonomy places the organism in Eukaryota, Metazoa, Arthropoda, Insecta, Diptera, Culicidae. Gene Ontology annotation, cellular component: membrane. The record is from RefSeq and is a predicted model, not a curated record. The transcript is spliced from 3 exons. The coding region runs from base 591 to 1631 and encodes 346 amino acids.
AAUGAAUCUUAUAUUUUACACAAACCACUCAUCAGUGAAAAGGUUGAUAAAGUGGCUUACUUUGCUUUCCAUCCAUUCCACUGCGUGCGUUCAACGGUCAACGGGAGAAGUACCAAAACGUCAGUUGUGUUGUUGAUGUGUGAGUGUGAAAAAGGACUGUGAACGUACCUCCGCUUCCGUGCACGGUGAUCGAUUCCAGAAUCCUUAAAUGCUUUCACACAGUGAGGAGACACUUUUCCGACUAGGCUUUAGUUGCAAAAUUGGUGAAAGCGUGUUUUAGUAAAACACACACACAGAGAAUGUGAAUGUGCCGACCGUGUGCCCCCGCCUCCGCCAAGCAACAAACAGUGCGUUCCGAAUUCAACAUGGUUUAAUGGUGCGUCGGAUUCUUCCACUACUCGGUUCCGUCCUGUGCUAGAGCGCCGUGGCAGAAAAAUAUGCGACCGAAACGAAGUGCCGCGUCGAGGAAGGUUGUAGCUAAUUGCAAGUAGAAUUGUUAGAACGCUCAGCAGCUCAAAACCCUAAACCGGACGGACGGACGUGCGGAACGACACCAGCAGCCCGCGUGGGAAGUACAGCAACACGACAAAAUGCCCGAACAUCUUGAACUGCAGCAGCUGGUGGACGGGGUGUUACAGGGCACCACAGGCCACCGGUCACUGUCCUGGCUGCAGUGCUCCUGCCCCUAUCUGGGCAUCAUCCUUGCUACGGUUUCGUCAUUUUUCUUCUCACUCUGCUCCGUCAUUGUGAAAGGACUUGUUGAUGUAAACCCCAUCGAGCUGGCCACCUUCAGAUUCAUUGGCGUGUUGCUGCCCUCGAUACCAAUCGCAAUCUAUCGGGAGGAAACCUUCUUCCCGGAGGGAAAGCGAAUCAUACUUAUGCUGCGGUGUUUCGUCGGAACCACAGGACUCAUGCUUAGCUUUUACGCUUUUCGCCACAUGCCGCUUGCGGACGCGUCCGUGAUUAUUUUCUCGACGCCCGUGUUUGUGGCCAUUUUUGCACGGCUUUUCCUGCGCGAGGCUUGCGGUAUGUUCAAUGUUAUCACCAUUAUCCUAACACUGAUCGGCGUGGUGCUCAUCACCAAGCCACCGUUUCUGUUCGGGGACAAUCUGGUCUCGAUAGUGGACGAACAGAUCAUGGAAAACAGCUACGACAUUUGGGGCCCGGUUGCGGCCCUUUCGUCGACCUUGUUCGGUGCGAACGCGUACGUACUGCUGCGCGCCCUGAAGGGGCUACACUUCUCCGUCAUCAUGUCCAACUUUGGCGCCUUUGCCUUGCUGUACACGCUUUUGGUGUGCUACUACAUUGGAGCGCUCUGUUGGCCACUGUGCGGUACGGAUCGGUUUCUCGUCAUAGCCCUGGCGCUGUUUAGCUUCGGCGGCCAGAUACUGCUUACGCUCGCGCUGCAAUACGAACAGGCCGGUCCUGUAGCGAUUGCCCGUUCGGCCGACAUCGUGUUUGCCUUCAUCUGGCAGAUUAUGUUUUUCAAGGAAACUCCUAGCCUUUACUCGGUGCUCGGGGCGCUGCUAGUGGUCAGCUCGGUCGUUUUAUCCGGCCUGCGCAAAUGGGCCCUCGCGCUGCCCAGGGACUCGGAAACGAGGAAAAAGUUACAUUUCCUCUACCUGGAAUAGAUACACUUAGUAGGCGUGUCGGAAUGUGUGGGAAACGCUGAUACGCGUUCCAUAUUCCAUUUUGGCUCAACCACUUGCAACAAUGCAUCAUUUUUUUUAUCUGUGUACAUUCCAAACCUCGUUUUGUAAGUAGAGAAGAUAAAAAACACACACAUUUCCCAGAAGAAGGAAAUUUCCAAAAGCAAAUCAAAUACUUUGCACGAUUAUUCCAACAGAAUUGAGCAAAAAUAUCCUUACCAAAUCAUUCAAUUUUAAACUCCAGAUAACAAACAACUCUCUUAACAGUAAAACACACACUCGCAUCCAUUUUAUCAUCGCUUGAUCGUUCGAUUCCAGAUAGCAGAGAGCAGAGAGAGAAAGAACAUCAAGGAAAAAUGUUUGACAAAAAAAACCAACAAAAUGAUAAACUGUAAGACUUUAUGACGACCAAAAUCAGAACGUAGGUGGAUAAGAGAUAUUUUUAAACGAUACACAUUACCCAACUAUGGAAUUGCUUUCCAUUGCUGUUAAACCACCAUCCAAUGGAACUAAACGCUAAAUACAAAUGCACACCCUCGGCCUUUUCAAAACUUCACACUCAAUCGUGAUGCAAAUGGUGGAAGGAUAAGCAAAAGCUGUCCUUCUGCCGCUAUUUUCACUUAUUGACACUAAUCCUAAUAGGAUCAGUUUUCCAAAGGGCGAGGGUACCAAAGAGGCAGAGAGAAAGAAAGAGCGAAAGAGUGAAAGAGAGAGAGAGAGAGAGAGAAAAGCAAGAAGUUAGCAUGUUACGAUUCUAGUCAAACAAACGUUUUCCGUCACGUUCAAAGGACAUCAGCAAAGUAGUAAUAACAGCAAAUCAGCAUCACGGAUUACUAGGAAAACUCAAACGCUUGUCAAACAAAAAGAGCAGGAGCGAAAACGGGUUUCCCUGUCCCUGUUUCUUGUGUAAUAUGAAAUAUUAAAUAGUUUAAUAAAACUGCAUUGUGAUUUAAA